CUCCAAGCCUCCUUACUUUGCUGAAAUUACACCUGCUUACUACAUCCACUGCCUGACCACCUCCUGGCCCAGCAAUUCCACCGGUCCUGAAAGCUUUACGUUUACUUGUAUAACUAGGCGUAUUCCAGUCCUUAAGGGAGGUCAUCAAGAAUGUGCAGCCCGGCAGGAUGCACCUUCUGCACUCUGAUCUCGGGCUUUGGAGCCUUCUUCAUGUUCUUCCUAGGAAUCUGCAUCAGCAACAACUACGAGUUCGUGGGUGAGUGGUACGUCCACGAGGAGGGCCGUGGGUCGCCGACCCACGAGCAGAUCUCGACGGCGUCUCGCAACUGCUUCAUCACCGGCGGCAUCUACAUCGCCUUUACAGUGCUGGCCGCCGUGUGCGUUUGCUACCAGAACAAAAAGGCCAAGCGGUCGUAACGCUCUGGCCUGGCUUGAGAGCUGGUCGUUGAAAGCAGCUAUGGUGAACCGCGUGUGUGUAUGCGUGCCGUGGAAGGCAUGUGAGCAGCACUUGCCGUCGACGUCUUUUUGUUUUGCUUGGAAAGCGCUGGGGGUCCCCACUCUGGCUCUUGCGGAUAGCGGCUAAGCACGGCGUGCGGCCUUUGGGACGGCAUGGCGUGGCGAGUGUGGGUGGGGGCAUGAAGGAAGAGUGUGAGAGCGUGAGAGAAGGCAUCUGAUCCGGGGGCGGCGGUGUUUUGACAUAUUGGGCGUCUUGAGAGUGUGCCGGCUGGCUGGGAGCAUGUGAUGACGCGAUUCUGGGGACGGGGUGACUAAACGAGACUGGGGUUUUCGGAGUCGGGCAGGCGCCUGCGCGCGAGCGUGCAAGAACUAUGGCCGG
Messenger RNA from Chlamydomonas reinhardtii, 835 nucleotides. RefSeq lists its product as uncharacterized. Lineage: Eukaryota; Viridiplantae; Chlorophyta; Chlorophyceae; Chlamydomonadales; Chlamydomonadaceae. The transcript has 4 exons. The coding region runs from base 151 to 417 and encodes 88 amino acids. The record is from RefSeq and is a predicted model, not a curated record.